Messenger RNA from Oncorhynchus masou masou (cherry salmon), 2298 nucleotides. It is a transcript of the gene efcab12, whose product is annotated as EF-hand calcium-binding domain-containing protein 12. The transcript is spliced from 11 exons. The record is from RefSeq and is a predicted model, not a curated record. Lineage: Eukaryota; Metazoa; Chordata; Actinopteri; Salmoniformes; Salmonidae. Gene Ontology annotation, molecular function: calcium ion binding. The coding region runs from base 564 to 2051 and encodes 495 amino acids.
UAGACAGGUAGCUGCCAUCAAUAAGCUGUCUGAGGCAGGGAUGUUCAUCUGGGACUAUGGCGACACCUUCCUCCUGGAGACCCAGAGAGAAGGAGCGGAGGUAGAGAAGGAUGGAGGUGGAGUGACUGAGUUUCACUACUCGUCCUACGUCCAAAACAUCAUGGGGUAAGUGAUAGGGAGAGGGGAUAGCUCAAGACAGAUAUAGCUCCUGAUGACUAGGGCCCAGUUUUUUAUUCUGAUCAGAUUAAACUCGUGGCCAUAACCCUUGACCCAUCCCUUCUCGAACCGUUGCACUGGAUUUGCACCUCCGGUGACCCCUGUGACUGAUGACAUCGCCACCACUGUCCUGGAGGAGAUCAGUGCCAACGUGACUGAGCCAGAAUCCUCUACUCAGACCAUAAAGGCCGUGUGUGUAUUGCCUUGGCCAUCAAUCAAGCUAUUGCUGAUGGGAGAGUUUUGUCUCCUGUGGUCACCAUGACGUCAGUGAAACAGUCCCUUCAAAGAUACCUCCAACGUGUAUAACGGCUCUGCCUUCUGUGCAGUCUCUCUCCAGGAGUAAGGUGAUGAACGGAGGGUUUGGUCUACUGGAUGGGACAGAGGAGGCAGCGAAGAGAGCCAGUCUGAUGCUCAACUGGGAUGUCUCUAAAGCGACCAGAACACGUACCAGCCCGACCCGUCCUUCUCGGCGGGCUAAUGUGCUUCGCACACGCACAGCGCGGUCCCAACUGCACGAGGUAAAGGAGGUAAGGAGGUACCUCCGCACUCACAAGCUCCGACCCUCUGAACUGGCCAAGAGGCUUGACAAACAUGGCACGGGACGCAUAAGUCGGAAUGACCUCCGAGCUGUGUUUGAGAAGGAGGGCCUCCCUGUGGUGCCAGAGCAUCUGGAUGACCUGGUGUCCACUCUUAGCGGCAUUGAAGGGGACACAGUGACAGUGAAGGACUUGGAGGAGGGCAUCAAGGCCUGGAGCCUAGAGAGUGAGAAGGAGGAGAGUACCAGCAGGGGCCGCAGGGGCCUGACAGAGAGAGGAGAGCUAGAGCUGGAGAAAGGAUGCAACAGGGAAAUAGAGAGAGUGAGGUGCAGGGAGCAGCGGUCUCUGAGCAUCCCAGCACGGAGGCCAGUGUGGAGCCGUGGUCUUAAGCGUGGGUCGGGGAGGCAUGGUGCCCAGCUCCUGCCCCUCCCCAGUCCUGAGCUGUGCCUGCAGACUCCCGUGUCUCUAGAGGAGCAGCAGGAGCAGGCCCUUAUCCAGCAGCACCACCGCAACAGGAACAAGGAGGGCAAGCAGGAUGAGGAGGUGCUGGCCAUCAUGAGGACAGUGUGUACAGGGAACACCACCCAGGACGCCCACUCCCACCCCUCCUCUCUGGGAGGAGACACGGCCCGAGCAUUGGACAAGUUCAGGAGACAGUGUCUGGGGGAGUACCUGGACUCACUGGACCAGUGUCACACACAGGGGGUCACAGUCAACCAGGCCACACUGGAGAGAGUUCUGCUGCAUCCAGGGGACCAUGUCCUAAAGGGUCCAGAGAGUGUCUUGCUGAGGCAGGCAGGAACCAAUCCCAUGCCGGGGUGUGGGGGCCGUCUGAGGACCUGGAUCGGUUACAGCAGCAGUACCCCACGUGGGGGCGAGGAGAAGGAGGAAGAGGAGCAUGGCCUGGAGGAAGAGGCCGCUCUACACAAAGUCUGCAAGGAUACGCCUUUGUAUCCCUCCCAUAGGUCUGUACGUCGGGUACCCAAGAUGAUGACCCUGUCCACAGGUCGAGCUGAGGUCAGACACAAGACAGAGUGCUGGCUGACCAGGGAGGAGUACACCCACAUGACUAGCAACAUGAGGGAGCCGUCCAGCCGUAGAGCCGACCCUAACGCGUUCUGGACUGGUCAGGACAACCAUUUGAGACUCUACCUGCCCAGAGUGGGCUUGUCUCCUGAGGGUGUCCUCUUUGAGCACAUCAUCCGCUCUCCCGCCCCAAGCCCCGGCAGCUGGCCUGUCAACGACAGGGGCUACUUCACCUCUGGAGACAUAGAUGGACACAAGGCCUACACCCUGUAGAGCGCUUUACUCCAUGCUCCAUAUACAAUAUUGUACUUUCAUGUGGGAGUUCAAAGACUUUUUGCUGUUAGAUUAUGGUUAUAUUCUUAUCCAAUGGUCUCCUCUUUUCACAAGGCUAUUUUUAAUUGAGAUUAUUUUGUCUUUGAAGCUAAUAAAGACUAUAAUAUAAAGUGAAUGUCCAGUCAGAGCAGUAUCCUUUUAGGUGAGUAGUUUUAAUGAUGAUCUCAAGACUGUCCCGAAGAAAACC